Messenger RNA from Saxophila tyrrhenica, 492 nucleotides. RefSeq lists its product as uncharacterized. The record is from RefSeq and is a predicted model, not a curated record. The transcript is spliced from 2 exons. Lineage: Eukaryota; Fungi; Ascomycota; Dothideomycetes; Mycosphaerellales; Extremaceae. Bases 1 to 492 code for a protein of 163 amino acids.
AUGGCACCCCGCAUCCCCCUCCCCCGGACAUCCUUCCUCCGCCCUCAGCAGUCCCUAUCCACACGCUUCCUCCGCCAAUACGCAACCUCCACCUCCCAGCAAAAGCCCACGGUCCCUCCAAGCGAGCAAAACACCUCCCGCCACGACAUCGUAGUCGACAACCAAGAAAAUACCAAAACCGGCUUCGACAGCUGGGCCUCCGAGACCGCUGAUACAGCAUACUCGAAGCAGAACCUCGAUCCCGACGAGCACCGGGAGAAAGCUGCGAAGGAGAGCGAACAGAUCGGCCAAUCCACCAACCCCCUCGACGUCUCCCCGGCCAACAACGAAGUCAGCCAGGUCCGAGACGCGCAGAAAGAGGGUCUGGGCAUUGAUGCGCCGAAUAGCAAGAAAGUCUCGAGCGGGGGGAGUCCGAAGAAGGGCGCGCCGGGGAAGAAGUAUGAGAAAGAGGGGGAGAUUAAGGGGAUGGGGAGUACGAGGGGAAUGCAGUAG